CCUAGGUAGCCAUUAUGGAGGUAGCCAUUUCAGCCUACUACCUCAAAUCAGGUACAUAACCUACACUCAUAAAUAAUCGCGACAAUUUCUGGUCAGCUUCGAUUGUUAUACCUAGCACGUGAGCGCAUCAAGCUUGGAUCUCUGCAAGGCGCAUACUUUUUUUUUUUUCUUUCCGGGGAAUUUUCUUAAUCUUUUUUUCCUUCUGAUAGUAGAUACAUAGUUGCAAAAUCUUUACGGUGCAAGCAGACGAACGAGGCAAAAUGAGGACUAGGAAACAGACUCGUGAGGAAGAAAAUGCGGCUGAGGCAAGGCCAACGGUAGUGUCUAUCACCAAAAUCGAGACUCCGACAAUCUCGCCUUCGAAGCGCGAAAUUACUCGUCCCAAUAACACACCGUCCAAGCUGCCUAAGCUGAUUCAGUUCCCGCUGGUCACUAUUCUGAGCCUAUCGCUCGCAGCGGUGGGCUACUCGUUAACGUGGCGAUACACCAAGGGUCCGAUAGCGCCGCACGCGAGGCUACUGACUACUUGGGAUGAUGUCGGAAUUGUUACGGGAUGGCGAGUGUUUGAACUCGCGCUGAGUUGGUUCGGUAACUACGACGGCUACGAUAUUACAGCGUUGAACCUCCUGUCCCACGGUCCUCUCCUCUACCUCCUAAAUACCUUCUAUGAGGUGCCUACCAGCGCCCUUCUCCUCACACUCGCCAUCGAGACCCUCGCGACAUACAUCCCCUUCCGCCUUCUACGUCCGCUUUCCAGGGUCCACGCCGACCCUAGCCAUGCGCCCAACGCAGACAUCGUCACGGACCGGCCCAUCGUGCUGCUCACCACACUCCUCGCAGGCGCUAUAUAUAGCGUGACGCUGUUCUUCGCAUACGCUAUGUACCUACCAUCAUACCUAGUCGUGUACUUCACCAAUCUGCCGUCCAUCGCGCCCGCACACGAAACCACCUACGUCGGCCUGCUCCCCGUAACGCUCGUUCUGGGAUUCGCAGCGCGCGCCUUCAUAUUCACGCCCGCCGAAGCGACGGCCUCAGCUAAGGACAAGCCGUUCGAUCCAGUUAACGCGAGUCUUCGCGAGACGGUGUGGUGGAAUUUCUGGGGCUGGAGCGCGCAGACCAAGGUCCUGAUCCAGCGCACGGCGCUGCUGAUGCUGAUUACGGGUGCGGAUACCUUCGUCCAGACGCGCUUCACGAUUAAAGGCGUUGAGACGCCUGGUGCGGCGGCUUGGAGCAGCGUGUGGGUGGCUGCAGCAGCGAUUACCGGGCUUGCGCUUGGUGCCGUUGCCGGUGUUUAGGUCCAGGUAGCUGGUUGAGGAGGAAAGGGAAAGCAGUGUAGGAUAAAAACAGAUAGUCACGGUAGUGGCAGUAACAAGUUAAAUCAUCUUGAGGUGUUGGACGGAAGGCGAUAAGCACAAUUGAUUAUAAAAUGGACAAAGGAAUGUAAUAGGGCGUACCGUGUCGGCAGAAUCAAAUGUCAUUAAGAGUUUCUGCUUUGUUAAUGUUUAUCUUAUAUUUUUCAAACGUACAUACCUAAGCUACCUUUUACAACUAGGCUAACCUAUAUUAUAUGUAUAUCAGACUUUAU
Molecule: messenger RNA, 1585 nt
Organism: Daldinia decipiens
Lineage: Eukaryota; Fungi; Ascomycota; Sordariomycetes; Xylariales; Hypoxylaceae
Exons: 3
Coding region: 261-1295 (344 amino acids)
Source: RefSeq, a predicted model, not a curated record